CGUGCCUUUCUUCCUCCUUGGCUCGCUCGCCACUGCCCACAGUCCUCACCCGACUGCCUCCAUAAAAAAAAUCCGAGCUCCAACAAACAACCACCGCAACCUCCAUCCCCUUGCCUUCCCCCACACACCAUCUCCCUUUCCACUGCAGGAUUUCUUUCUUUCUUUCCCCACAGAUAUUCCCAAAGAAUCUUCUGCGUUGCUCUCCUCCUCGGAUUCCUCUUCCCCUCCUCUCCUCGCCUCCCACUCCAAUUAUUCCUCUCCCUACUCACUUGCUUUGCUUCUCUGUUAUCUCUGUCCUCUCCUCCGACCUCGUGUUUCUUCUCCCUAUACCACCAGCGGAGCGCCAGCUGCGCGCUGUGCGUGCCUCGUGCCUAGAGGAACGCCCGCCGUCGGCAGCAGAGAUUUCCGGACGGCGGUGCCAUGUGCGUGGAGGAGCCGGAGGACGCGGAAAGGCUUGGUUUUGGAGACGCAGGCGUCGAGGAGCCCGCUAAGUUUCCCUUGGUUCAGAUGGAGAGAGUUUGCGAAAACACUACUUCUGCUGAUUUCAGGCAGAAGUUAAGCAAUUUUGUUCCAGUAAUCCGAUCGGGUGAUUGGUCUCAUAUUGGAGGUCGCCAAUACAUGGAAGAUACCCACGUGUGCAUUCCAGACCUUGCUAAGAACUUUGGCUUCCCAUCAUUAGAUAAUGAAGUUGUUUCCUUCUAUGGGGUCUUUGAUGGUCACGGUGGAAAAGAUGCUGCCCAUUUCGUUCGUGAUAAUUUACCAAGGGUGAUUGUGGAAGAUUCAGAUUUCCCUCUUCAGCUUGAAAAAGUUGUGAGGAAGUCCUUUAUGCAGACUGAUUGCCAGUUUGCUGAGACAUGCUCUCUCCAUAGAGCAACAUCCUCUGGCACAACUGCACUUACAGCAAUGAUUUUUGGAAGGUCUCUUCUGGUCGCUAAUGCUGGUGAUUGUAGGGCAGUUCUUUCCCGGUGUGGCACUGCAAUUGAAAUGUCUAUGGACCACAGGCCUUGUAGCCUCAGUGAAAAAUUGCGCGUAGAAUCGCUUGGUGGCUAUGUGGAUGAUGGCUAUCUGAAUGGUUUGCUAGGAGUCACUAGAGCGCUUGGUGACUGGCAUCUUGAGGGUAUGAAAGAAGUCGGCGAACCAGGAGGUCCCCUGAGUGCUGAUCCAGAGCUCAAGAUGAUCACACUAACAAAGGACGAUGAGUUCUUGAUAAUUGGCAGUGAUGGAAUCUGGGAUGUCUUUUCAAAUCAAAACUCCGUGGACUUUGCACGGAAGCGCCUCCAAGAGCACAACGAUGUGAAAUUAUGCUGCAAGGAAAUCGUUGAGGAGGCAAUAAGGCGAGGGGCCACUGACAACUUAACUGCAGUGUUGGUCACGUUCCACCUGGAGGCCCCUCCUCAGAUCAAAGUGGACCGUCCCGGUAGGGUGGCACGGAGCAUAUCAGCUGAAGGGCUCAAUAGCCUCAGGAUACUCCUGGGAAGGCAGUAACCACAUUCUUGUCACAAUUAGGUACUGUGUUGCAUUGCCGAGUUGUAAUUGUAUGUAGUCAUCUCGGCUCCUCAUUGUUGUUAGGUGUUACCCAUUGCUACGACACAGGUUACUAUUCUUGUUGGUAAUUGAACCAACAAACUUGAUAUUAUUCUUGUUGGUAGUUGAACCAACAAACUUGAUACUAUUCUUGUUGGUGAUUGAACCAACAAAUUUGAGCUCCAUCGUGUGAGAGAUUUUAAGCAGAUGAAAGUAAAUCUGGCAAAGAAGCUGUGAGUUCCCAGCUCACUGUGUAAUGUUUGCCCCCUUUUUUGUAAAUAAAAAUGUCACUGCCUAGCCUUUGCAAUUGGCCUUUCGUCAUGUAAAAAACAAUUCUUGACUGAAAUGUGUCAAGACUGGGUCAAAUUUCCUGUUCUCA
Molecule: messenger RNA, 1903 nt
Organism: Sorghum bicolor (sorghum)
Lineage: Eukaryota; Viridiplantae; Streptophyta; Magnoliopsida; Poales; Poaceae
Product: probable protein phosphatase 2C 54
Exons: 4
Coding region: 421-1485 (354 amino acids)
Biological process (GO): protein dephosphorylation
Molecular function (GO): cation binding; protein serine/threonine phosphatase activity
Source: RefSeq, a predicted model, not a curated record